ACGGAUUUUCACUGUGUUAGCCAGGAUGGUCUCAAUCUCCUGACCUCGUGAUCCACCCGCCUCAGCCUUCCAAAGCGCUGGGAUUACAGCCAUGAGCCACCGCACCUGGCCGCCGGCAUCUUUAAUUCAGACUGCCAGCUUCCAGAACCCUGAGAAAUACACUUCUGUUGUACGUGCCAGUCCAUGGUGUUCUGUUACAUCAGCCCAAAGAGAAUAAGACCUCGUGGUAACAGGCCAUGAUGACCCCCUAGUGAUUGCUUUUGCCUGAUCAAGGCAAGGCACCCCCGCCCUGAGCCAGAUGCUGAGAGGGUGUGGUAGGGGCUGCACAGCGAGGGGCUGAGCCCGGUGGCUGCUAGUGCUCCUGCCUCUGACCGCCACCAUGUAUCCAGGAUCCCUGCUGGCCAGGGCGCCCACCUGCCUGCUCCAGUUUGGUUCAGGACAGGUGUGUGUGGUUCCCAAGGGACCCAGUGCAGCCACAGUGGACCCCCACCUGCCUCCAGAGGGAAAUAAACAGAUAAAUAUACCAAGACAGCUAUGGGGUGCUGGGGUGAGCGGUUUAUUGGAUGUUUAAAGGACAGGGAUCUGAACUCCUAGUGACUGCAGAGUGAGCGAGCACCCUGGGCUGUCCUGCAGGGCUGUCCGUGCUGGAUGUGGUGCCAGUAGGCAGGGCUUGGGGACAGGCAUUUGCUGCAGGUGGCUGGGGUGGUGGGGGGCUGGUCUCCAGAUGCCUGGAAGGGAGGCCUUGAAAGUCAUUCUUCUUGGAUGCACGGGCCCAUGGCAUUUCUUGGUAGAAGGUCAAAGAGAAGUGUUCAUGCUUGGCAAGGCAGGAGGGUGGGAGAUAGGGCAGUGGGUGGGGAAGGAGAGUCUGGCUCACUGGGUGCCAGGAAAAGGAGGUAAAGGCUGGGCAGGAACCCCUGGCCAUGGUAAGAGUCCUGCAAAGCCAGAAUUCAGAUCUUGCACUGGGAGCACACGGGGACACAGCAGCUGGACUGGGAGCAGCAGGGCUUGCAGCAGCUGGACUGGCAGCAGGAUGACCCACAGCCUGAGGAACAGCAGCAGGGCUUACAGCAACUGCACUGGGAGCAGGAUGACCCACAGCCUCCCUUAGACCCCCCACAAGAGCCACAGCUAGAGCAGGAACAGCAACACAUGGGCUUGCAGCAGCAGAUGGGCACACAGCAGCUGGAGCCGCAGCCCCCACGGCCGGAGCCACAGCCCCCCUUGGAUCCCCCACAAGAGCCACAGCCCCCCUUGCAGCCUCCACAGGAGCCACAGCCCCCCUUGGAGCCCCCACAAGAGCCACAGCCCUCUUUGCCACAGCUGGAGCAGGAACAGGCUGGCACACAGCAGCACACGGGCUUGCAGCAGCAGAUGGGCACACAGCAGCUGGAGCCACAACCCCCACAGCCGGAGCCACAGCCCCCACAGCCGGAGCCACAGCCACCACAGCCGGAGCCACAGCCGCCACAGCCGGAGCCACAGCCCCCACAGCCGGAGCCACAGCCCCCACAGCCGGAGCCACAGCCACCACAGCCGGAGCCACAGCCCCCACAGCCGGAGUCACAGCCGCCACAGCUGGAGCCACAGCCCCCACAGCUGGAGCCAGUGCCUCCAGAGCAGCCGCAACAGCCCAUGGUUCUGGUGGGUUGAGGGUGGAGCAGGUAGAGGAGCCGGUGAGAGAGAGGUGCAGGUAUGGAGCCCCCUGAGCCUGGGCCCUUUAUAUCCCUGCCCAGGAUCAGGUGUGAGGCUGGGCACAUGGUCAUUUCCUGGUUCCUGUUUAUGCCAUUUUUAGGGCCCCUUUUUCUUGUUUCCUCUAGAAAUCCACCCCUUGGUGUAUGAGCUGCUCAGUGGGCCACUGCUGUCUUGCUGAAUCUGUGUCCAGACUUAAUGGAGGCCCCCAAGGGUCUAGCCUCUCCCUGUUGACUCCAGAGUCACAUUGGAUUUACAAAAGCAUCUAUUUUAGGCCAGGCAUGGUGGCUCACACCUGUAAUCUCAGCACUUUGGGAGGCCUAGGCAGGUGGAUCACUUGAGGUGAGGGGUUGGAGACCAGCCUGGCCAAAAUGGUGAAAUCUCAUGUCUACUAAAAACACAAAAAUUAACUGGGUGUGGUGGCUCACAUCUGUAAUCCCAGCACUUUGGGAGGCCGAGGCAGGCGGAUCAUUUGAGGUGAGGAGUUGGAGACCAGCCUGCCCAACAUGGCACAACCCCAUCUCUACUAAAAAUACAAAAAUUAGCCAGGCGUGGUGGUGCAGGCUUGUAACCCCAGCUACUUGGGAGGCUGAGGCAGGAGAAUUGCUUGAACCCAGGAGGUGGAGGUUGCAGUGAGCAGAGAUCACACCACUGCACUCUGGCCUGGGCAACAGAGCGGGACUCUGUCUCAAAAGAAAAAAAAAAGUGGUCUAUUUUAGUUGAACAGAUCGUAUAAAGAGUAAUAUAUUUAAAAAAUGUAAAAAAAACCCUACUCAACUUGGGAAAAAAUGGUGUAAAUAAAUGAAGUCUCUGUUCAUCCAUCUCUCCAUAUUGUUUCUGUCCCACCCUAAUAAUUUCUUGAAUUUGGAAUUUACCACUCUCGUGAAGGUCCUCACACUCCUACUUAAUAUGUAUGUUCCUUUAAAAAUGUUCUGUGGCCAGGUGCAGUGGCUCACGCCUGUAAUUUCAGCACUUUGGGAGGCUGAGGUGGGCGGAUCAUUUGAGUCCAGGAGUUUGAGACCGGCCUCACUAACAUGGUGAAACCUCGUCUUUACUAAAAAUACAAAAAUUAACCAGGCAUGGUGGCAUGUGCCUGUAAUCCCGGCUAUUUGGGAGGCUGAGGCAGGAGAAU
Messenger RNA from Pongo pygmaeus (Bornean orangutan), 2821 nucleotides. Its product is annotated as NK-tumor recognition protein-like. Lineage: Eukaryota; Metazoa; Chordata; Mammalia; Primates; Hominidae. The transcript has a single exon. The record is from RefSeq and is a predicted model, not a curated record.